GAAUGUGACCACUGCGCAUGCUCAAGUCAUUACAUGUCGUCGGUAUGACAGGUUUUAUAACCUGAUAGUCGUCAAUUUUAAUUAUUAAUAUCUCUCUUCGCGGAGCAGAACGACUCUUUUUACUUACAGAUUCGUGUUCUACGCACAAAAAUACACGAUAUUGUUAAGUUUUAACCAAAUUGGUGAGGUAGCCCAUUUCCUUCAGUAUUACCAUAAAUCGGAAGAAUUUGUAUAAAUGGGUGAUUCUCUUCGACGAGAGGUUUUGCAAGUCUUCAAAAAACUUCAUAGAACAAGAUUAAGAACAUUUGAAGGUGAUGAUUAUGCAUUGCAAGUAGUGAGGGAUAAGAUAAACAAGGAAUAUAAAAAGUAUAAAAAUGUUACAAACCAGAUGGCAAUUGAGGAGUUAAAUAAAUUUGCAAAAGAAGUUGAACAUGAGAUACGAACAACUGUCAUACAAGCGGUUGAAACAGCACCUGGAAGAGUAGCGUUACGACUUACUUCAGAUGUCUUAGUGGACAAUGUACCAUACAAAGAUCAGAAAAAUAGUAAAUUGGACAAGGAAAGCAAAGGCUAAAGUUAAACUGACAAUCUAUAAUAUUGAAGAGUAUUAACACAGCAAUGUAUCUGAAUAAGUAUUGUUUCUGGCAUGUUGUUCUCAAUCAUAAUCAUGUGCUGUUAGAAUUGUAGCAACUGAGUCUGUAUUUGUUAACAAAUUAAUGUUUUUACGAUAGGAAAACUUAGAGCUCUUAUGGGAAAAAACUCAAAAGGAUACUGAAAAAAUAUAAAAAGUAAUAAUUAAAGUAAUAAUCACAACAAAUGAUUUGUAUGGUUGAAUACUUCAUUAUCGGUGAUCAUUACAUUAUUAAUAAAUCAUUAAAAUCA
This is a messenger RNA of Monomorium pharaonis (pharaoh ant), 882 nucleotides long. Its product is annotated as complex III assembly factor LYRM7. Gene Ontology annotation, biological process: mitochondrial respiratory chain complex III assembly. The record is from RefSeq and is a predicted model, not a curated record. Bases 236 to 574 code for a protein of 112 amino acids. The transcript is spliced from 5 exons. Lineage: Eukaryota; Metazoa; Arthropoda; Insecta; Hymenoptera; Formicidae.